GACCGUUUCCGGUAUGUUUCCAAGAUGGCUGCCCACACAUGUAAACAUGCGACUUAAUCUGGAAGCUACCCGUGUUCACGUUCAACACUUCCACGGCGCGUCUACACCUCACGGAUUCGUGUGAUACCGAAUAGUUCGAUAGUAACUUUCAUUGCUGACUUGUUAACAAAGUAGGACUUCCGUUUGUGAGUUAUUACCGAGCCUGCGAGGCUAACAGCAGCGAGCUAACGUUAGCGUUAGCCAGGCAGCAGACAGCCAUGUCAGCGAACACCCUGUUUGUUCAGUGUCUACCAGCUACAGCCACAAAUAAACAGUUGGAGGAGGUAUUCUCUGAAAUUGGCCCGGUAAAGCAAUGCUUCGUGGUCAGAGAGAAAGGCACAGAGACAUGUCGGGGCUUUGGUUAUGUCACCUUUUCUAUGGUGGAGGAUGCACAACGAGCUCUGAAAGAAGUAAAAGAAUACGACGGGAAAAGGCUUUCUCUGUCAGUGGCUAAGGGGAAAUUAAAAGACAAUAAAAAACCAGCUCCAAAGCAGAAAGGCCUCAAGAAAAACCUCCUCAAAGCGAAACUCAUCAUAAGGAACCUCAGUUUUCAGUGCUCUGAAGAUGAUCUGAAGCAAGUUUGUGCGAAGUUUGGAGAAGUUCUUGAGGUCAAAAUACCCCUUAAACCUGAUGGGAAGAUGCGAGGAUUUGCGUUUGUCCUCUUUAAAACUGUGUAUCAAGCAGGGACAGCACUCAAAGAAUUAAACCUGAAGGAGAUCAAAGGUCGGCAGGUAGCGGUGGACUGGGCUGUGCCUAAGGACCGGUAUCUUGCCACACAGCAACCCUCAAGUGCAGGAAAUAAGAAUACUGCGGAGGCAACUGCAAAACAUUCAGACACAGAAAGUGAUGAAGAAGAGGAAGAAGAAGAGAAGCCACAGGCUGCACCUGAGAAGAAAAAAGUCAUCUCUAAACCAGCUGUGCAGCAGGUAGAGGAAUCCCAAUCAGAUGAUGAAGAGGAGAGCGAGGAACAAGACAGUGAAGAAGAAGAAGAAGAGGAGGAGGAGGAUGGUGAUGAUGAUGAUGAUGAUGAUGACAUAUCCCAGGAAGAAGAAGAUGAUAAAAGUAGCCUUGGUUCAAAUGAUGAUCAAGAUGAGAGUGUGGAUGAGGAUGAAGAUGAGGAUGAGGACGACGACGAAGAGGACAAAGCGGAGAAAGCAGCUCAAAAGAAAGCCAGGAGAAGACUUCUUCCUUCAGAUGUGAAAGAUGGCAGAACACUUUUCAUCAGGAACCUGUCCUUUGACACGGAGGAAGAAGGUCUCGAGGAAGUUCUUCUGCGGUACGGGGAGCUUAACUAUGUAAAGAUCGUUGUCAACCCCGACACAGAACAUUCAAAAGGUUGUGCAUUUGCUCAGUUUAAGACUAAAGAGGCUGCAGAAAAAUGCAUGGCUGCAGCAGAGAAUGAUUCAGAGAGUGGUGGCAUCCGUGUAGAUGGCAGGAAGCUGUUUGUUGUGGCAGCAGUGACCAGAGAAGAUGCUGCCAAACUGAAAGUGGACAAGACCAAAGUAGAAUCGGGCACCAGGAACUUGUACCUAGCCCGAGAGGGAUUGGUCCGAGCUGGAACUAAGGCUGCAGAGGGCGUGCCUGAAGCAGACAUGAUCAAAAGAACAAGAUUUGAGGAACUAAAGAGGGCCAAGCUUCGGGACAUGAACGUGUAUGUGUCAAAGACCCGUCUGUGUAUCCAUAACCUGCCAAAGUCAGUGGACAAUAAAAAACUCAGAGCACUGUGCCUGGAAGCAGUCAAAGACCAGAAAGGAGUCCGCAUCACAGAGUGCCGAGUGAUGUAUGAUAAGAAGCCAGUGAAGGGUCAGGUGACGGGAACAUCGUUAGGUUACGGCUUUGUCCAGUUCCAGGACCAUGAUCAUGCUCUCGGCACACUCCGUCACCUCAACAACAACCCCACCAUCUUUGGCCCGCACAAGAGACCUAUUGUUGAGUUCUCCCUGGAGGAUUUAAAGAAACUAAAAAUGAAAGAAGAGAGACAACAAAAAAAUAAGGAGCUUGCAAGAAAUCAGUAUAAAGGAGGAGCGAUACCUCGGUCACAGACGGCUAGAGAUGGAAAAGGACCCUGGAAAGGUGGAAAUGAAGCACCGUCCUCCUCAUUGCAGGCAGGAAAGGAGAGAGUUCCUCCUCAACAGCAGAAGAAAGACAAACGCUAUUCUGGCUUCAUGACCAACCCUGAGGUCGAGCACAUAGAUUUGGAGCACGGAAAGAAACGGAGGAAGGUUCUAGCUUUUCCCUCCCAUAGGGGACCCAAGAUCAGAAUGCGUGACAAAGGAAAGCAAAAGGCUCCACCACCUAAACAAGCAAAGCCUGGAUUCAACAGGAAAGAGCGUCAAAGACGACAGAUGGAAAAGCCCACACAGACCAGAAACCAGAAUGUUAAAAUGGCAAAGAAGCCUUCCAAGAACAGGGAUCGGGACCGCUUUGACAACCUGGUGGAGCAGUACAAGAAGAAACUGACGAGUAACUGCAACACCAACAUGAAGAGAAACAAGUGGUUUGAUAGUUAAAGUUGUGUGUGUGUGUGUGUGGUUGUGUAUGUGUGAGAGAAAAAAUUUGGUUGAGUUGUUGUUGAGAGGUUUUGCGUAAGGAGAGUGGUCUUCAUAAAUGUGUUUGUACAGUAUAUGAUGCCCUCUUCAAUUCCUUCAUCCUGUCCCUGUGUUUCUGUAAUCCAUGUUCAUGUUUGUUUUUUACUAUUAACAGAAAAAACUGACUGAUGUAAGGAUAGUUUUAUUUUUCAUGUACAUGGCUUUUUAUGAAACAAAAUUAAAUCCCCUUUGAAUUUGUGUCUUAUUGUAAAUCUUUACAUUAUUAUAAUAAAUCCCUGUUUGUUGGAUUCA
Acanthopagrus latus (yellowfin seabream) is the source of this 2879-nucleotide messenger RNA. It is a transcript of the gene rbm28, whose product is annotated as RNA binding motif protein 28. The coding region runs from base 258 to 2549 and encodes 763 amino acids. Gene Ontology annotation, molecular function: RNA binding. The record is from RefSeq and is a predicted model, not a curated record. The transcript is spliced from 20 exons. Lineage: Eukaryota; Metazoa; Chordata; Actinopteri; Spariformes; Sparidae.